Messenger RNA from Sorex fumeus (smoky shrew), 1959 nucleotides. RefSeq names its product solute carrier family 35 member B2 (gene SLC35B2). Bases 126 to 1424 code for a protein of 432 amino acids. The transcript has 4 exons. Lineage: Eukaryota; Metazoa; Chordata; Mammalia; Eulipotyphla; Soricidae. The record is from RefSeq and is a predicted model, not a curated record. Gene Ontology annotation, biological process: transmembrane transport. Gene Ontology annotation, molecular function: 3'-phosphoadenosine 5'-phosphosulfate transmembrane transporter activity. Gene Ontology annotation, cellular component: Golgi membrane; endoplasmic reticulum membrane.
GAGCCGGCACUUCCGCUGGCCGCGCUCACACGGCUGCUGGCGGCGGCGGCGGCGGGAGCGGAGGGCGCGCGCGGCCCGGGGACCCGCAUUCCCCGGCCCCCCCUCCGCCCCACGGCCCGGGAGCCAUGGAUGCCAGGUGGUGGGCAGUGGUGGUGCUCACGGCGCUCCCCUCCCCGGGGGCCGGUGGGGAGACCCCCGAAGCCCCUCCGGCGUCCUGGACCCAGCUGUGGUUAUUCCGCUUUCUGGUGAACGCGGCGGGCUACGCCAGCUUCAUGGUGCCCGGGUACCUGCUGGUGCGGUACUUGAGGCGCAAGAACUACCUGGAGACAGGCAGGGGUCUCUGCUACCCCCUGGUGAAAGCUUGCGUGUUUGGCAACGAGGCCAAGCCUUCCGACGAGGUGCCUCUGACUCCCCGGGCAGAGCCCCCAGAGACCACCCCCACUUGGCAGGCCCUGAAGCUGCUCUUCUGUGCUGGGGGUCUCCAGGCGUCUUACCUGACUUGGGGUGUCCUGCAGGAGAGAGUGAUGACUCGAAGCUAUGGCGCCACACCCACAUCCCCAGGGGAGCACUUCACAGACUCACAGUUCCUGGUGUUGAUGAACCGAGUGCUGGCACUGAUUGUGGCUGGCCUCUGCUGCAUGGUGUUCAAGCAGCCCCGGCAUGGAGCACCCAUGUACCGGUAUUCCUUUGCCAGCCUGUCUAACGUACUUAGCAGCUGGUGCCAGUAUGAAGCGCUCAAGUUUGUCAGUUUCCCCACCCAAGUGCUGGCCAAAGCCUCCAAGGUGAUCCCUGUGAUGCUGAUGGGAAAGUUGGUGUCCCGGCGCAGUUACGAACACUGGGAGUACCUGACAGCUGCCCUCCUCUCCAUCGGGGUCAGCAUGUUUCUGCUGUCCAGUGGACCAGAGCCCCGCAGCUCUCCGGCCACCACACUCUCAGGCCUCAUCCUGUUGGCGGGCUACAUUGUCUUCGACAGCUUCACCUCCAAUUGGCAGGACGCUCUGUUUGCCUAUAAGAUGUCGCCAGUUCAGAUGAUGUUUGGGGUCAACCUCUUCUCCUGCCUCUUCACAAUGGGGUCCCUGCUGGAGCAGGGGGCUCUUCUGGAGGGGACUCGCUUCAUGGGGAGACAUAGUGAGUUUGCUGCACACGCGCUCUUGCUGUCAGUCUGCUCUGCAUGUGGCCAGCUCUUCAUCUUCUACACCAUUGGGCAGUUCGGGGCUGCCGUCUUCACCAUCAUCAUGACCCUCCGCCAGGCCUUUGCCAUCCUUCUCUCCUGCCUCCUUUACGGCCACACCGUCACUGUGGUGGGCGGGCUGGGGGUGGCUGUGGCCUUCAUUGCCCUCCUACUCCGGGGCUAUGCCAAGGGCCGUCUAAAGCAAAGGGGAAAGAAGGUGGCACCUGUAGAGCCCCCAGUCCAGAAAGUCUGAGGGGCGAGUUUCCUCUAUGGUAGCCGCUCAGAGGCUGGCUGGCUCAAAGGCAAAAUGCAGGUUUCCAGUACAUGCCAGCUUAGCAGCUGGACACGGGCAGCCCUGGAGGCAGCCCCCAACCCCCCUUUGCCUUAAGUCACCACCCUUCUUCUCAAGUGUGAUGGAGUCCAAGGUGGACAGAGGGAGGGAGGUCCCAGAAGCCAGGCACCUUCCAAACCCUUCCACCUGCCCUUGUUGACUCUGCCACUUCACCUGUGCUCAGCCCCGACCUGGAAUACGUUUGGGUUCCUCCCAGUGACAUUCUUACUCUGGCGAGAAAAGCACAAGUGUUGUAGGCUCAAAAUGCUGCUUUCCAGGAAAAAGAUGGUGCUGUGCUGGGGUUAAAGGGGUAUCAGCCCAGUAAUGCCACCACCCCCUAUAAUGCUCCUGGGUCACUAAGCUCAGCUCCAUGAGCCAGUUGCAGGUUUUGGUACUUUGGAUAUGUAACUUUUGGCUCUAUUAUAAUUUUAUUUUAUUAAACUGCUGCAAUGUCUUG